This is a messenger RNA of Sarcophilus harrisii (Tasmanian devil), 6066 nucleotides long. RefSeq names its product RNA polymerase III subunit D (gene POLR3D). The record is from RefSeq and is a predicted model, not a curated record. Gene Ontology annotation, molecular function: DNA binding. The transcript has 8 exons. Gene Ontology annotation, cellular component: RNA polymerase III complex. Gene Ontology annotation, biological process: transcription by RNA polymerase III. Lineage: Eukaryota; Metazoa; Chordata; Mammalia; Dasyuromorphia; Dasyuridae. The coding region runs from base 138 to 1325 and encodes 395 amino acids.
CCGGAGUUACGCAUAGGCUCCGCCCCAUUCUCCGGCGCAGUCGCGGCCAUGGCGGUGGAGGCGAGGCUGCCGUAGCGGUUCCCUGUAGCGUCCCGCCGUGGUUUCUCAGCCACGUGGCUCUCGGUGGCCGGCUCGGGAUGUCGGAAGGCGGCUCGGCAGGGGAGCCGGGCCCCGCCGGAGGGGGCCGGCCCUCCUUGGCCGGGGCCCGGGGGCUUAUCGGGCGGCGGCCCGCGGCCCCCCUCACCCCGGGCCGCCUCCCUUCUAUUCGUUCCAGAGACCUCACCCUCGGGGGCGUCAAGAAGAAAACCUUCACUCCUAACAUCAUUAGCCGGAAGAUCAAGGAAGAGCCAAAAGAAGAAAUAUCAGUCAAGAAAGAAAAACGAGAGAGGGACCGAGACCGGCAACGAGAUGGGCAUGGUCGGGGGAGGGGUCGUCCAGAAGUGAUCCAGUCUCACUCCAUCUUUGAACAGGGUCCUGCAGAAAUGAUGAAAAAGAAAGGCAGCUGGGAUAAGACCGUGGAUGUGUCAGACUUUGGCCCAUCUCAUAUCAUCAACAUUAAAAAGGAGAAGAGGGAAACAGAUGAAGAAACAAAACAGAUUCUCCGAAUGCUAGAGAAGGAUGAUUUUAUAGAUGACCCAGGGCUCAAGAAUGACACCCGUAAUAAACCCGUGCAGCUUCCUCUGGCCCACUCAGGAUGGCUUUUUAAAGAAGAGAAUGAGGAACCUGAUGUGAAGCCCUGGCUAGGGAAGGAAGAGAGCAUGGAAGUGGAUGUGCCAGCACUGAAAGUGAAAGAGGAACCCCAAGAUGAGGAAGAGACCAAAGCAACUGCCCCCUCCAGGCCUGCCCGGGUGGCGCCUGGACUUCCUCAAGAUGUGUCUGUGGCAGACCUACUCAGGGAGCUGAGCUUUGCCAAGGAGGAAGAGCUUUUGUUCUUGCAGCUUCCUGACACGCUUCCUGGUCAACCUCCCACCCAGGACAUCAAACCCAUUAAGACAGAGGUUCAAGGAGAAGAUGGGCAAAUGGUGCUUGUGAAGCCAGAGAAAGACCGGGAAGCUAAACUGGCAGAGAACCUAUGUACACUGAGUGACUUGACAGAGGGUCAAGUGGGAAAACUGCUUAUCCGAAAAUCGGGAAAGGUGCAACUGCUUCUGGGCAAAGUUACUCUGGAUGUAACAGUGGGUACUUCCUGCUCCUUUUUGCAGGAGCUGGUGUCUGUGGGCAUUGGAGAUAGCAGAACAGGUGAUCUGACAGUGCUGGGCCAUGUGAAACACAAGCUCGUGUGUUCCCCUGAUUUCGAAUCCCUCUUGGAUCACAAACAGCGGUAAAGCCAGCCAACUGAGAAUGAAAAGAGUGCCAUUUUCUCUUUGCCUAGGAUUUUCAUUCCUGAAUUCCUUUGGAACCUAGAAGACCAUUCAAACCUCCAACUCCUGUCUCUGAUAAAUAUCAUGGCUGGUUAUCCAGAGAUUGCAGGGAUUCAAGGACUUCUUCCCAAGUGGUGAUGAAUGGCUUGAUAGCCUUUGGAGAAAAUGGAAAUAAUAUGCACAUGCCUGCUGCUGUAUUUAUGGGCUUGUGCCCAAUAUAUUUAUACUGUAUAUUUAUGUUCUCCCCCUUUUGCUACUGACUGUAUCCAUAUGUGCUGAAGGGCAGUUGAAACCCAAAUGGAGUCAUGGAAAAUAAGACUAUUUCUUUUGAUUUUCCUCUUUUGAAUCUCCCGGAGGGAAGUAUAAGUGUUUCCUGUUCUUCGACCUCCAAUUCCUCCCCUAGUCCUCCUUUGUCAGAUGUUUCUCAGAGGAAUAGGCUCCAGCUUUACUCCUCUGGAGCAGAAAACACAGGAAAAUCUACCAUUUUAAAGGUCCUGAUGUACAAAUUGUGUAGGACACCUUUUUCCCAUGGACUCUUAAGCCAACAUUUGCUAAACUGUAGGCUCUUUUGGAAGGCAUGAAUAGAGAAACUUCUGUCAAUGCACUGUUUGUUCAUCUUCAUGUGCUCUUGAAUGAUUUGGGGGGCCUAUCCCAUGCCUAACCGCUGUAGUACUUUUUCUCUGCCAGAGUAGCCAGAUUCUCCUCAGAAGGGGAUAAUUGUGGUGGCCCUGAGGUAUUAUCACCACCCUAGUCAAAGGCUAACAUAAGCCUGGAUAAGAAAAAAGCGAUGGACCAUUAUAGUGGGAGGCUCACCCUGAUGUAAUAUAUUAUUCCAAAAGCCUUGAGCUGGAGAGACUCUCUUUCUAUUCCCCUCUCUCCCACCACCAUAAAACAUACCUACUCUUCUUGGAUCACAGUCACAGCCAGGCUUUCCUUGUUUGGCUCUUAUGUUCGGAGGCCCAUGGUAUUACUGCCUUCAUUAUACAGGUUGUCCUGGAUCACUGGGCGUUUGGUCCCUCCAAGGGAUAGCCCUUUGGGGAGAAGCUGGCCUCUCCUUUCCCUUCUUAGUAGAAUCUGUCAGUUGUACUGAGUUUCUUCCAACAUCAGCUACAAACAAUGAUAACCCAGUGUCAUCAGGCACACUACAUGCCUCAGGAAGUAGGAAAUAUAAGACUUUCAGAUAUUCUUCUUAAAGUUGUUCCUGAAGCAUUGCAUUGUUCAAGGAACGUGUAGUGAGGCAGUUCUGGAUUGAUAGAGGGAAAAAAAUCUAGUCUAAAACUCUGUUCUCUAGCCAUAUGAUCUCCAAAGGCACAAUUAUAGCUGGCACAAAUAUAUCUGAGGUACAAAGCAGGGUCUGGCACUGCAUCUGUAGGCUGUUACUAAUGGCCCUUUCCAUAGAAGUGAUGUUAGAGCUUAGUGUAUAACUUUUUAGGAGAAGAGAGUUCCAUUGAUACUAAGAAACUUGUGCCCCAGAAGCCCUUUGUCCUGAGCCUACUAAGCUGCUGGUUGAAUAGGAAUGAGGUCACAGUAGGGUGUGAUUUCAUAAAGAUGAUCCUUUCUCUGCUUCUAAGUGGCCCUGGUGAGGAAAUUGAUUUCAUAUUACAAAUGCUUACCUUUAUUCUCUUAUACUACUACAUCAGUCAUAGUUGAGGCUUUCCUUGGUCCUAUCAUCCAUGAACCUCCUCUUGGUCAGUAAAUGGUUACAAAGGUUAGUAGACCAUUUGGGUAUUGUUCUGUCCAUUUGCUCCCAUCACUAGCAAGUUCAUGCAUCUCUGCUUUAUUAUAGGAAAAACAGUCUAGAAAACUAAAGUUUGGUUAGAAAACUAGCCUUGGAGACAGGAGGUCCUAGGUUCAGGUCCUUCUUUUGGCAGUUAAUGGCUAUGUGAUCAUAGGUAAGUCAUAACCUCUCCUCAGAAUUAAGUUGCAGAACAGUUGCUGUUCUAUGUAGAGGAAGAUUUAUCUUUGUAUAGUCUCUAUACAGUGAAAUCAAAGACUGGGACCAGUUAGGUGACUGGGGAGAGGCUUCCUUGGAAGUUCAUUGUCAGUUUGGACAAGAUUUCCAUAAGUUGAGUGGGAAACUCGGCAGACAAGAAUUGCUGGUAAGCCUGACUUAUCCUGAUUCUCUGAAUCACAAUUAUUGCUCCUUUUUUCAAGCAGUUGGUGGCCCAGUGGGCAGAGCUGGAAUCAGGAAGACCUGAGCUCAAAACCAAUCUCACUUAUCAUCCAAGUGACCUUGCACAAGAUAUUGAUCCUCUUUCAACCUCAGUUUCCUUCUCUGUAAAAUGGGGAUAAUUACAGCAUCUACCUCCCAGGGUUGUUAAGAGGAUAAAAUGAGAUAAUAUAAGUACUGCAUAAAUGCUAGCUGUUAUCAGCUGCUCUUUGAGAAUUGUUGAUGACUUUUUGUGCCAAAGGUUUUCCAUGAUAAACUCAGUGAUCUCUUUUUGAUGAAGAAUAAGAACAUUUUAAACCCAAAUUCAAAGGUGUUAAGUACCACCAGAAUUUGCCAUCACUGGUCCUGACCCUUUAAAACUCCUGAGUGGGAAUGUGAGAGUUUUAUCUUUUGUCAAAUGGCUCAGCAUGUCUCCCUUCGGUGUGUCUUAAAGUUUUGAGUCACGAUAAAUCAAUCUUCCUUCAUCAGUGUCUUCUUUACUUUUCUCUAUUCUCCUGAGCCACAAAUUAGAUGUCAUCAAGGGUAAAGAAGAGGGAAAGCAAGAUUGCCUUCCAGUCUGAGCAUCUGGAUCACAUAGCUUGACUCACUUGCUUUCAUGCAUUUAAUGGAAUAAAAGUCUGUAUGGAUUUAACUGCAGCUUUGUAUAUAUAGUUUAUAAAAACAUUACAAGUUCAAGUACAAAGGGAAGGACAUUUGUAAAGUGAAGUGAACACAGCCAAGAUUUUUAUUUGAAAACUACACAAAAACAGAUUGCCACAUCUACUUUGUAACCAGAUCUUUAUCCACAAAACUAUGAAGAGUCAGUGUAUACUGGAUGGAUAAUAUGAGGAAAGUUUAAUAGCAAACACAGAUAGAAAAUCCUAGAGAUCAUAAGGAAAGGGGUCAUUUAGCUUUUCUAUGGGGAGCAUAUCCAGGAAGAGAUCUCUGUGAAGCAAGAUCUUUUGUAAAUAUUAUUUCAUUUAACACAUAUCAAAGUAUCCACCUGCACACAAGUAUAUAGCAAAUAUCAGUAAUAGAGCACAUAAAAUAAAUGGGGAAAGGUACCAAAGGUGAACCCUAACCCUAACCUCUGUGCUAUAGGCCAGAGGUGGUACAAUAGAACUAGAUUAAAAUAUAACAAAUUGUUCCCAAAAUAAAGAUAUAAUAAGACAUGGAUAAAAUUACCUUUUAACACUAAAUGUGGCCUACAGAGCUUCUUAUGUAGGAAUUAGUGGCCUGCUUUGUAUUUGAGUUUAACACCACUGCUAUAGGAAACAGCAUGGUGUAAUGGAGAGAACGUUAAUUGUUCUUGGCAUCCUGAGUACAGAACACGAGCUCCUGUUCUGCCACUUUAUAGAAUGAGGAAGUCAGAACCUGAAACUUGGUUUCCUCAUCCAUGGAAUAGGAAUAAUAAUCACAUACCUGUGAGAAUUGAGAGUCCUUUAGAGGCUGUUGAGUCCAGCCCAUAUAAUGAGUUCUGAUCUCUGGUAAUUUUGAGCAUCCAGCCUUCUGUUGAACUCAAGUGAGAGACAGUAUCUAUUUUCUCCUCAGACAAUCCAUUAAGUACUCAUUGUUUUUCCUUAUGUGAAGCUUACAUUUGCAACUUCUGCCCAUUAGCCCUAUGGUACAUCAUUCCUUGAUGUAAGGCAGUCUGAAAGGGGAAGAUGUUUAGCAGCUAGGAAAACCAGGGAAGGCCUCUUAAAGAAAAUGUGCUUUGACUUUCAAAGAAAGGAACCCAGGAAACCCAAAAGGCACAGAAAAGGGGGUAAAGUGUUCUAGGCAGGGGGGACAAAAACAGAAAAAGAUGUUUUUUGAGGAACUGCAAAUAUAGGUCAGUAUAGCUAGAUCCCUUGAGUACCUGGAGGUAAGGUAUAAUAAGACUGAAAACAGAAAAGAGUCAAUAUUUGAGGAGUUUUAAAUGCCAAGCAAGAUGCUAUUUUUGUUUGUUUUGGAAAUAGGAGUCCAUUAAAGCUCAUUGAGAGAGGAGGGAUAAUGUGAUUGGCUGAAUGUAGUUGAAAAGGGAAGCAAGCAGACUAGUUAGCUAUAACAAUAUAGGAGGGAGCUGAUAAAGGUCUAUAAUAUUUGAGAUUGAAGAAAAAGGGCAUGAGAUAGUGUGAGGAUAGAAAUGACAUGAUUUGGCAAUAGAUCAGAUCUGUGGAGUAAGGAAGAGUGAGAAUUCAAGUACCACACCAAGGUUGUAAACUAGGUGAAUGGGAGGAGGAUGGUAUUCUAAACUGUAAUUUGGAAGUUUCUGGAAAGAAGAGGAACGCCCACAGGGUGUUCAUUUCAAAGUGGAGAUGGGAUGACUAGCUCAGCUGAGAGAAGAGGGCUGAAUAUAUAGAUCAGGGAAUCAUUUACAUAGAGAGCAUAAUUUAAUUCAUUGAAUUUUUUAAAAAUGUUAAUCUAAUAUUUUCUCAGUUACAUUUAAAACAAUUUUUUAACAUUUGCUUUUGAAAACUUUUUGAAAACUCCAGAUUCUCUCCCUUAUUCCCACCCCAACUCCCAUUAAUAAACUACUUGUGAAGUUAUGUAAAACAUAAAAGUCAUGUUGUGAAA